Messenger RNA from Malus domestica (apple), 689 nucleotides. Lineage: Eukaryota; Viridiplantae; Streptophyta; Magnoliopsida; Rosales; Rosaceae. The record is from RefSeq and is a predicted model, not a curated record.
GCUUCAACCAUCUCCAAACCCAAAGCUUUUGAAUCAGUUCAACCAUGGCUUCUUUACGGCCAACAUUUUCAUCUACAAUACCCCAUUUUUUCAAAGUUAUUCUUGAUGACACAUCGAGAGACACCAAACUUAAAGUUCCGAUGAAAUUUGUGAUGAAAUAUGGAGAAGAGUUAUCAAGUCCAGUAUAUCUUAGACUUCCAUGUGGUUCAGAAUGGGAAAUAGAACUGAGAAGAUGUAAUGGUGAGGUUUGGUUUGAGAAGGGUUGGCCGGAGUUCUCCAAGUUUUACUCUCUUGACUACGCUUUUUGGCUUGUUUUCGGGUAUGAAGGGAAUUCAAGAUUCCACGUCUUCAUAUUCGAUAGAAGUUGCACAGAAGUUGACUAUCCCAUAAAAUUGCCGGACAAGGAAAAAACCGAUUACGAAGAUGACGAGUCGGUUGAAAUCUUGGAUGAUUUUCCCACAAGCCGAAGAAGAAAAGGGGAGAGAUAUUCAUCUUUACCAUGUCCUUUGCCUCCGAAGAAAAAAAGAAAGAGCUAUUCAAGGAUGCAUCCAUUGACUGAAAAAGAUAAAGCUAUAGCUCUUCAGAGAGCAAUUGCUUUCAAAUCUGAAAAGCCUCACUUCAAAGUUGCCAUGCAGCCCUCCUACAUAUUCGGCAAUUUGGUAAAUACCCUUGCACAAGUAAUAAUCUAA